AUGGCAUUGAUUACUGCUUUUUAAGAAAGUGCAUGUAGUCUCACACUGUAGAAGUCCAUUGCUCAGUUGUCAGCAUGCUCAGCGUGUCGCCUGUGAUGUGUCCUGCACAGCAGCAGGCUACAUUGCGUUUAAUGGACUAAUACUUCUUCAACCCAUUAAAUGAUUCCUUUCUCUCUCCCUGCCAGUGAUGGCUCCCUCUAUCAAUCUCUUCACCUUCCUCGUCCUGUCCCUGGUGGGGGGCAGCUCUUCAUGGGACGAAGCUUCGCCUUGCGGAUCCGGCUCCAUCCUGACAAGGCCCUACACGGCCUUGUGUGAGCUGGAUGCGGUGUGGGGCUUGGUGGUGGUGGUGGCGCCGCUACUCCUGCUGCUCGCUGCCAUAUUUGGGCUCUGUGGCCUCAGCCUGGGAUACAUCGCUGAGCACCAAGAGAGCCUCUGCUUCGCCCGGCGUGUCCUGAGGGGGGUGUUGCUUGCUGUCUGCAACACCUGCCUAGUGUUCCAGGGUCUGCGACUGCGCCGGUUGGGACAAGGUGCUCAUAGCCCCAGCACAGGUCAACUGAUGGGGCUGGCGGUGGCCUUGGCCGUGUUGGAUCCGGAGUGGAUCCUUCUCGCCACGAUGUCCACGUGCCAGCCAGCCUGUGAAUACCAGCCGCUGGACUUUGCGCUGGCCACCACGUAUGUGCUGGUCCUGCUCCUGGCAGCACUGGUGGGGGCGGCCUGCAGUCUGUGGAGGCAGCAGCCACGGUGGAGGUGCAGGACCACGUGGCUGCUCAUAACCUGCCUGGCCUCAGUCCUGCUGUGGGUGGCCUGGAUCACCUUCUGCCUGUAUGGCAACGCGGCGCUUGGCCUGUCCCCAACAUGGGACAACCGGGUACAGGCAGUGGUGCUGCUGGCACAGGCAUGGCUGCUCAUACUGCUGCACGCUGCUCCUGAGCUCCACGCCACCUUACGGCCCCCGUCCCGCAUGAGAGAGGCCAGUUUAGAGGAGGGCCUUUCUCACGUGUAGUUUGGAGCAAACCGGGACUUCGUGUUCAGUGACAACAACUCAGGUGUCCUCCCCAGCCCCCAGGAAACACUACAUUUUAAAUAAAUUAUAUAUAUAUAUAUAUCA
Brienomyrus brachyistius is the source of this 1108-nucleotide messenger RNA. RefSeq names its product G-protein coupled receptor family C group 5 member B-like. Gene Ontology annotation, biological process: G protein-coupled receptor signaling pathway. The coding region runs from base 188 to 1003 and encodes 271 amino acids. Lineage: Eukaryota; Metazoa; Chordata; Actinopteri; Osteoglossiformes; Mormyridae. Gene Ontology annotation, cellular component: extracellular exosome; plasma membrane; signaling receptor complex. Gene Ontology annotation, molecular function: G protein-coupled receptor activity; protein kinase activator activity; protein kinase binding. The transcript has 2 exons. The record is from RefSeq and is a predicted model, not a curated record.